Gossypium raimondii (Peruvian cotton) is the source of this 2116-nucleotide messenger RNA. Its product is annotated as serine/threonine-protein kinase BSK1. NCBI's taxonomy places the organism in Eukaryota, Viridiplantae, Streptophyta, Magnoliopsida, Malvales, Malvaceae. Gene Ontology annotation, biological process: brassinosteroid mediated signaling pathway; protein phosphorylation. The coding region runs from base 295 to 1848 and encodes 517 amino acids. Gene Ontology annotation, molecular function: protein kinase activity; ATP binding; protein binding. The transcript is spliced from 9 exons. The record is from RefSeq and is a predicted model, not a curated record.
ACGGAGAGAGGGACAAAGGUGUUUUAUUUUUCAGUGCAGAAAGGGGCAGUAGCAACUAAGAAAGAAAGGAAAUAAGAAAGCUGCGGCAGCUUCUCUGUAUUUAGAUCUCUGUUUUAACUCAGCUCACACCCUCCUUUUCCUUCAUAUCUCCCAAAAACCCUGAGCUUCCACUUCUUCUCUCCCCCCUCUUCAUUAUAUUUCUUAAAGAACAAAGAAGAAGAAGGAGAAGAAGAGGAAUCCUUAUGGUUCUUUAUUAAUCGUUCGAGUCAACUCCGCUCUCACCCACCCCGAGUUAUGGGCUGCUGCGAGUCUUCCUUUCUUAGAGGACACGACUCAGACCACAAAAUCAAUCACAACGGCAACAACAACAACAACAACAGCAGCAGCCGUCUACCUCAGGCAAGUAACGGUCCUGCUCAACCCUCCUACGGAACAGAUUCACUUGGCGCUGCCGCCGGUGGCGUCCCUUAUUUCUCGGAGUUCUCUCUAGCUGAGCUUAAGGCUGCCACCAACAACUUUAGCUCCGAUUUCAUCGUUUCCGAAAGUGGCGAAAAGGCUCCCAAUGUGGUCUACAAAGGCCGCCUCCAAAACGAUACUAAUCGCCGUUGGAUCGCCAUAAAAAAGUUCGCCAAAUUAGCCUGGCCCAAUCCCAAACAAUUCGCCGAUGAAGCUUGGGGUGUUGGAAAGCUGAGACAUAAGAGAUUGGCGAAUUUGAUUGGCUAUUGCUGUGACGGUGACGAGAGAUUGCUUGUUGCUGAAUACAUGCCAAAUGAUACCCUCGCAAAGCAUUUAUUUCACUGGGAGAACCAGACUAUCGAGUGGGCCAUGCGGUUGCGAGUUGCUUUAUUUAUAGCUGAAGCAUUAGAUUAUUGUAGCAGUGAAGGUCGUCCAUUGUACCAUGAUUUGAAUGCAUAUAGGGUUCUCUUUGAUGAGAAUGGUGAUCCUCGACUUUCGUGUUUUGGCUUGAUGAAGAACAGUAGGGAUGGAAAAAGCUAUAGUACCAAUCUUGCAUAUACGCCUCCUGAGUAUCUAAGAAAUGGAAGGGUCACUCCUGAAAGUGUAAUAUUCAGCUUUGGAACCGUCCUUUUGGAUCUUCUCAGUGGAAAGCACAUUCCCCCAAGUCAUGCCCUUGAUAUGAUUCGGGGAAAAAACAUUCUUCUUUUGAUGGAUUCUCAUCUAGAGGGAAACUUUUCAACUGAAGAGGCAACAGUGGUCUUUGAUCUUGCCUCACGAUGUUUGCAAUAUGAACCAAGGGAGCGGCCAAAUACGAAAGAUCUUGUGGCUACACUUGCCCCACUGCAAAAUAAAUCUGAUGUUCCAUCUUAUGUGAUGUUGGGAAUUCCCAAACAUGAGGAAGGGCCUCCUACUCCUCAGCACCCUCUGUCUCCAAUGGGUGAUGCCUGUUUGAGGAUGGAUCUGACUGCUAUCCAUCAAAUUUUGGUAAUGACACAUUACAAAGAUGAUGAAGGAACAAAUGAGCUAUCCUUUCAAGAGUGGACCCAACAAAUGAGAGAUAUGUUGGAGGCAAGAAAGCGUGGAGAUGUAGCAUUUCGUGACAAAGAUUUUAAAACUGCUAUAGAGUGUUAUUCUCAGUUCAUAGAUGUUGGAACCAUGGUUUCUCCAACUGUGUAUGCACGGAGAAGUCUAUGUCAUCUUCUGUGUGAUCAACCAGAUGCUGCACUCCGAGAUGCAAUGCAAGCACAAUGUGUCUACCCAGACUGGUCGACAGCAUUUUAUAUGCAGGCUGUUGCCCUUGCCAAGCUAGACAUGCACAAGGAUGCUGCUGAUAUGUUGAAUGAAGCUGCUGCUCUAGAAGAGAAAAAACAACGGGGUGGGAAAGGAUCUUGAGAGUUCAAGUUUGUGGCUCUGUAAUAUUCUUUUGUAAGGGUGCUGAGAUCAACUAUUAUGGUGGUGGUUGGAACCAAACAUGUGAGAUUCGUGUAUAGUGGAGAGUUGGAAUUGUGGUUUUCGUCCAAAUAUGGCAUGUUCUAUUUAUCCACGGAGGGAGGUAGGGGAGGCAAUUGUUUUUGGCACUGGAACUUUUAUUAGGCACCGAUAUCACCUCUUCUUUUUUUCCUUUGCUGUUAUCUUAAUGAAAUAAUUGAUUUUGCUUGCU